Molecule: messenger RNA, 5856 nt
Organism: Porites evermanni
Lineage: Eukaryota; Metazoa; Cnidaria; Anthozoa; Scleractinia; Poritidae
Source: the annotation of a GenBank genome assembly
AUGAUAAUUGGGCAGGAUCGGACAGGGAAGACCAGUCUAAAGAAGUCCCUGAAGGGAGAAAAGUUCAAUCCAAAGGAACAGAGCACUGAAGGAAUAGAGACUGAUCCCGAAUACUUUAAGGUUUCGACGGAAAUUUGGAGAACAGGUAACAACGACAAAGAAAGUGAACCAUUUUCAGAGGCUUACUUUGAGCAUCAUAUAGCACGGUCGGUAUUUGGAGCAUUAAAGGAUGCCGAGAAGCUACAGGCGAAAGAAGAAACAUCUCAGAAACAACUUGUAAAGGAACCAAGCAAAAGGAAGCCUGAGGCUUUACUUAAGUACUCAGAAGUAAGCGCAGAAAGAUACACUCUUCCGUUUGCAAACGAAGUCCCAGAACGUGUAGCAAAGCUGGUGAAAGAGCUUCUGCUAAAUAUGAAAAAGAAUGAAGAAAAGGACGAGUUAUUCUCCAUUCUUUGGGACUUUGGUGGACAGUCCGUUUACUAUGCUACCCAUCCAAUCUUCCUGACAGAGAGAGCCAUAUAUAUUUUAACUUGUGAUCUAAGUCGUGAUCCAUACCAGAAAGCUGUCAGUGUUGUGAGAAAAGGGCUGUACAAAAACAAAGAAGACGAUUACUGCAAGAAGACAAACCUAGACAAUCUCGACUUUUGGCUUUCAUCAGUUUAUUCUUUGGUUGGUUUACAUGCUGAUGGUCAGAACAUAUCUGUUCCGCUUGCCUCACCCACAAUGUUACCUCCAGUGUUUUUGGUAUGUACUCAUGCCGAUGAACCCUAUUGUAGUAACAGGGAUCCCAGAGAGUUGGCGCUUGACAUCUAUGGAGUUCUCAAAAAGAAGCCUUAUAGAAACCAUUUGUUUAAGGACGUUUUUGUUGUCGACAAUACGAAGUCAGGAAGCGAAACUGACGAGUGUCCUGAGGUAGUGCGCCUCAGGAAAGAAAUAAUUUCUGUUGCCCAAAGUCUUCCACAGAUGCAGGAGGCCGUUCCAUUGAAGUGGUUAAGGUUUGAACAUAUUCUCCAGUCUUUACUUGAAAAACAGUACAAAUGGAUACCCAUUAAUGAAGCAAAGCGAAUUGCAACAGAUGAGUGUGCGAUCGACGGCGAUGAGCAAUUUCGGACUAUGCUUGAUUUUUUGCAUGAUCAAAAGGUUCUGAUUCAUUUUAAUGAAACACCAGAAUUGAACAACAUGGUGAUCUUAGAUCCCCAAUGGCUUAUUGAUAUCUUCAAGAAGGUAAUCACUGUUAAACGUUAUGAGCCGACAGAAUAUAUUCUUGAACAGUUUUGGCUCAAGCUGCAUGAGACUGGAAUCUUAGAUGAAAGGCUCCUGGUUCAUGAGUGGAAAUCUUUAAUUGAUAUGUACAGUAAAGAAACCUGUGGAACCCUUAUCGCGUUAAUGGAGAGAUUCAGCUUGCUCUGCCCCUGGCCAUCUGACGGAGAACACAAACAGUACCUGGUGCCAUCCAUGUUGAUGUCGCCCCCUUCAGACGACCUCGUUAAGCUACUUUCCUCUGUGAGAAUCCCUUCACUAUUUGUGAGGUUUGAUGUAGGCCGAGUGCCUCCAGGCCUGUUCACACGGUUAGUUCUCCAGUUUUACCAGUGGUGCAACCAGGAGUGGAAGAGCCAGUUACAACCCCAGCUGUUUAGUAAUUUUGCUCGGUUUCACAUCCUUCCUGAUCUAGGGGUGUCUGUCAUCAUUAUGUGCCAUUCCUCUGCUAUUGAAAUCGCCCUUCAUGAUGGAAGCAACUUUUGUGGAGCAAUGGUGGAAGAUUUCAUUGAUGAUUAUUCUAAUCUAGCCACCAGUCGUGCAAUUCAUUGGCAACUCAGACUCAUUCUCGAGUGCAUGCGCAGGGAGUUUAGCUGGCUAAAACACAUGAGGUACGAAAUGUGCGUUUGCUGUCCAGUGUGUUCGCAGAAAGAUCCUCUCAGAUGUCGUUCUCAUGAUGUCCGUGGCUGUGAGUGUCUUCACUUGUUGUCUGAAUCCGAACUUCAGAAAUUUCAGUAUUGUAGCCGACCUGGUUUUCGUGGCGACUACAGAAUUAACAUCAAAAUGUUUGCACCUUGGUUUUCACUAACAGGCCCUGAAAGCAGGACUCCAGUGAAUCAGGUCGGUAUCGGUCUUUUGUAAACGUUAUGUACAAAAUACAAUUCACGAGUGUGUUCUCGAAUACUACUAAAACCACUGCAGUUUUUUCAGAAGUUCAAUAUACAAAAUUAAAGCAUAAGUUAUUUCAGGGAGGAAAGAGUACAUAUAUUAUAUCUUGUCACUUUGGCCUUAACCAUUUGUAGCAAAAGAUAUCAUUAUUUAGACUCAUAAUACAACUUAAUGAAAAAAAUAUAUAAAAAUUAAACUAUAAAACAACAACAACAAAAUUAAGGGUUUCCAAACUGUAUAUUCUUAAUUCUUUGAUUUUGUUUUUUUCUCAAGCAGCAAGGAGCAUCAGGAUGUGAUCUGGGAGAACUGAGAAGCUGUAUAACUUACCAAGAAGGCAAGAACACUUAGAUCAGUACUUUUUAAACCCUGUGUUUUCUUAUCUAUUCUUUCUUUAAAUCCAAUUUUUAAUAGCAGUCACUUGACGUCUUCUGUUGUAACAUGUUUCUUUAAUUUCUAGAGAAGUCUCUUGCUCUUCCCCAUGAUGUUCUUCAGUGCAUUCAAUCUCAGCGGAGCGACCCCAAGGAAAUUGUAGUUCAAUUUCAAGAGUGUCUGCAGUUAACUCCAGCAGAUCUGGAAAAUCCAGUGCCAAAGACGCAACGAUGGAUUCGGUGCCUGGCUAAUAAAGCUAAAUCUCAAAAUAGAAUCGGCGUAAUUGAGUACUUGAGGACUAUAGCACCUGCCGGUACUACAGGUACGUCCACAACAAACUCCGUGUAAAAAUUCGUUGUUUCUUUUAUUACUACGAGGAGAGAUACUUCCAAGUAGUAAGUGAAGUUUUUCUGCAUCUUUCAGGCAAGAACUACAAAGAACACUUCUAUUUUCAACAACAGCCGGCACCUCAUUUUCGCCACCUUUAGACGUUAGAAAAAUUUUAUGUUGGAACUUUGUAGAUGUAGAAGUAUAUACGCAGAUUUGCAUGUACAGUUAUGGUGGUUUGUUUUAUUCACACCAUGUUGUUUGGUAACUAGGUCCUUUAUUGAACGAAAACCUUGAUGUGCGUUGUAUUCCUUUUAAGAUGAGAAAGGAACUAACAUUUGGUCUUUGUGGUAAGUGUUGUUGUUUUGUUAUGUCUUGCAAGCUUCUCACAUGUGUCUUCAGGUUUAUGUUCUGUCUACGAUGAUAAUAUUAUCCCUUAUUUCGUGAAUUUAACGUGUUUUCCAUAGAGAACUUCAAGACUACCGUAAAAUUCCGAAAAUAAGCCCCGGGGUUUAUAUUUUUCAAAGGCCCUUUUUGAGGGGCUUAUUUCUGGAGGGGCUUAUACUCGGAGGGGCUUAUCUACGGAGGGAAAUUUGCGUUUCAAAAUCGAUUGGGCUAGCCUUAUAGUUGGAAGUAAAUUUACCGUUUUUGCUUUGUUUUACUUUGUAUUUGAGGGCAAUCUCCAAGUACAACCCCCCGGGGAGCUUAUAUGUGGAGGGGCGAUUUAACGGAAGGUUUUUUCCGUUACGAGAUCGGGGGCUUAUAUUUGGAGGGGCUUAUACAUGGAGGGGCUUAUUUUCGGAAUUUUACGGUAUUUCAAAUUUUGGACCGUUACAAAGAAUGUCACGCGUGACGAAACACGUCAGCAAAGCUUGUAAAGUUGACUCGGAUGAUAGGGUAACCCUACCUGUAAAAUUUGCUUGUAAACCAGAGCUAACUUUAACCGGCUUGCUACUGUAACCCUAGCAAAACGGUAACCCUCUUUCCUUGUCAAUAGAUCCUUAUACAGCUGUGGUGUUAAUUUAUCCAAAUCUGUCAGUUAAUGGCGACUUACCGUAAAUGCUCGGAUUAGCGCCCGGGGCGCUUAUCAAAUUUUCUAAGGCGAGAGGGGGGCGCUUAUUUCGUGUAUCAAUUUUUGGCCUCAAAAUGGCACUAUCUUUAUUUCUAUAGUUAACCAAAAAGGUAACAAAUAAAAAUUCAAAAAACGUUGUAGAAAAUUAAUUUUUGUGAAUCUUGAAACGUUGAGUCAAUACGUUUUCAAGUUGCCUGUCAAAAAUGUAUUGUACUUCUUCAAUAGAACAGUUCUAACAAUGCGAGGAAAAUGAGAAGCAAACCCGUACGACUUUGAAGAACAUAAAAUUCUGUACUACCGUAAAAUUGCGAAAAUAAGCCCCGGGGCUUAUAUUUUUUAAAGGCCCUUUUUGAGGGGCUUAUAUAAGGAGGGAAAUUUGCGUUUCAAAACCGGCUAGGCUUAUACUGGGAGGGAAAUUUACGUCUCAUUAUCGACUGGACUAGCUUAUAGUUGGAAGGAAAUUUAUGCCUCUAAUUUGCAGAAAGUUUUUACUAAAACUCGCCUUGAGGACUUAGAUCUUAGUAAACCUCAGCCAUGCAUAUGGAACGAGGAAAUCCAAGCCAUAAGUGAACUACGCAAACAGCUGCAGCAAUAUCUGUGACACUUUUUGACUGCAAUAAUUUGGCACACGUAAUAGUUCUUUGGCAAAUGCAAAAAUUUAGGUGUUUCUGUACAGUUUUUGCUUUGAUUUAUUUUGAAUUUGAGGGCAAUUUCCAAGUACAAGCCCCCGGAGGCUUAUGUUUGGAGAGGCGAUUUAAAGGAGGGUUUUUUGAGUUACGAGUUUGGGGGGCUUAUAUUUUGAGGGCCUUAUUUUGGGAAUUUUACGGUAUUACGAAUGUCACAUUAAUUAAAAGUACCGUAUACGUCUCGUAUAUCGGUCCGAGUACUGAACCUCGUUUUUUCGCGGGGGAGGGGGGAGCUUAUUAGAAGGGGGUGCUUAUUCCAAAUUUUUAGCCUUAAGAGGGGCGCUAAUUUAAUGCGGGCGCUUAUUUGAAGCUGGAAACUACUUCGAGCAUUUACGGUAGUUUAUGCUCAAACUUGGGAGCGUUUGAUCUUGAAAAACCCUAUCGAGCCACCCUAAGUCACACUUUCGCUGCCAUCGAAGUCGUGGUUACUUAAGCACUCCUUUAUGCAAGAAUAGCAUCUCUUGUAUCAACAUUAUGUCAUAGUCAUACAAAAUUAUUUUUGUUUUAGUGUUCAACAAGUUUUAAAUUAAAAUCAUGGCUCAAACUUGAAAGACUUGAAAGGCCAGUUGUUUUCAAGGAGGCAUCUGACGUCACACAAAAAUAUAUUCCGUGUUCUAAACAGUAGGUCUUUCCUCACAAGCAAAACUGUUUCUAUAAACUUUCCAAUAAAACAGAAUCUGAAACAUUUAAAUCGCUUUUGUUUGCCAGGUGGAGAAGAAUGGAAACAGCUUGCAGAGAGCUUUGGUAUGUCUUACAACGAAAUCCGCUUUCUUGAUAAGAGAACCACCAACCCGUGCGACGUUGUUCUUGAUCUUAUUGCGAAUCACCGCUAUUUGAUGGUUGGGGAACUUUAUGACAGACUCGUCAUGAGCGGACUUCCAGGAUCAGCUGACUUACUAUAAAUUAUGUUAAGCUCUUUGUUAUUAUUUGUUAUUUUAAGCAGGUAAUGUCUUAAAGAAAGCAAAAAGAUAAAUACAGUGUACCAAUAAGAGUGGGGUACUACCCCAGAUUUCAUUGCUUGGGGGCCUUUAGGCCUUCUAUGAUUUUUCUUAGAGCCCAACCUUACUGCGGUAUUUUGAUGUAUUAAUGGAGCAUUGGUUAUGAAUUUAAUUUGUUUAUUUGGUACUUCCCCCAUUUAGAGAUGGUCUUUAUACGCAAGGCUAGUUAAAGUCAGUUAACCUGCCGUAAACAUAUUACUGCAAUGCAACAGUAUUAAACCGAAUAACUUAAGUUUUAAUUCUAGUCCUACAAAUGUAG